Molecule: messenger RNA, 621 nt
Organism: Epinephelus fuscoguttatus (brown-marbled grouper)
Lineage: Eukaryota; Metazoa; Chordata; Actinopteri; Perciformes; Serranidae
Gene: mrps6
Product: mitochondrial ribosomal protein S6
Exons: 2
Coding region: 162-494 (110 amino acids)
Biological process (GO): translation
Cellular component (GO): ribosome; mitochondrial small ribosomal subunit
Molecular function (GO): small ribosomal subunit rRNA binding; structural constituent of ribosome
Source: RefSeq, a predicted model, not a curated record
GCUUUUUACGUCAUCACCGAAGACCUUCCUUGUCCCUCGUGUCAUAACAUGGUCGACUCUGAGCCACAGCUACAGUCUAUGCUCUGAGCUGACUCUUCUGGCAGUGACAGCAACCCACUGCUGAAUUCAAAGCGUGAAUCGAGGACUUCUUCGCCGCUGCCAUGCCUCGCUACGAGCUGGCCCUGAUCCUGAAGGCGAUGCAGCGGCCGGAGAUGGCGGCUGCUCUCCGGCGGACAGUGGAGACUUUGAUGGAGCGAGGCGCGGUGGUGAGGGACUUGGAGAACCUGGGGGAGAGAUUGCUGCCCUUCAAGAUAACCAAACACAAUCAGAGGCACGCCCGGGGGGCUUACUUUCUGGUCGAUUUCUACGCAGCCCCCAGCAUCCUCACAGGGUUAUUAAACCACCUGCAUCGUGAUGUGGACGUGGUGAGGCCCACUGUGCUGAAGAAGGACGACCAGGUCUCCAGUAGUAGCUGCUGUGGCCCCCAACAGUGAUUGAAUGUUUUUGCAGCUGAAAGCCAGAAGAUGUACAGCGUGAUGCUUCCCUCUUUGACCUUUUCCAUAGUUGUUAACCUACAUUUGUAUGUUAUGUCAUAAUAAAGUACUUUUUUCUAUCAUAGUU